Molecule: messenger RNA, 745 nt
Organism: Gallus gallus (chicken)
Lineage: Eukaryota; Metazoa; Chordata; Aves; Galliformes; Phasianidae
Gene: ADIRF
Product: adipogenesis regulatory factor
Exons: 3
Coding region: 62-292 (76 amino acids)
Biological process (GO): positive regulation of fat cell differentiation
Cellular component (GO): nucleus
Source: RefSeq, marked validated
GGCAGCGUGCUGUGCAUCACUGGGUGUUGGACUUCUUGUGGCAGAGGCAUCAGGAGCCACCAUGUUGGGUAGAGGCUUCCAGGGGCUGAAGGAGCAGGCAGAAGGAGCGGCAAAAGAUGCUGCAAGCGCGUUGGGACAGGCCACUCAGGAUGCAGUCAGCCAGAUUACAGAUGCCGGCCAGAAAGCUGUGGAUAAGGCUUGUAAGACAGCACAGGAUGGUGCAGAAAAAGCAGCCGGGCAAGCUGCAGAAGCACUGUCUGGCUUUGGGAAAAAAUGUGGAUUUAAGAAAUGAUGUUGAUGUAAGCAAACAGUACUGCAUAUAUAGCCCACCUUUGCGAUUCCCGAGUCCUCUGUGUAGAAAGCGAAAGCUAUCUGAGAUCUGGAUAACUACUCUCCCCCCACAUACAAAAUCAUAAGGCAGAACGCUCUCCUCAUCCUUCCCACAGGAAAAAUGCAUCUCAGUGCACCACGUUCUGUUCAAAGUGGACCACAAGGCUUCAGCAGUGUUACUGCCCUGCUCUUGUAGCAGUGCAAUUGCCACAUCUGUUGAGUGUACUCAGAAAAACAGCAGGACUGGUACUAUUCCAAAGUACAGGAAUGUCCACGUGAUUAAAUUAAGUUCCCUCCCAGGAAUCAGAAGUUAAGCUGCUGUUGUAUGUCAUGUCAGUUGUUCGCUUAUUCCAUUUUGCUGCAUUUUCAGAUUAACAUAAAUAAAAUAACUAUUAAGAUUUCCUCCCCUCGGAAA